AUGGAAAUCCCCAAAUUUCGCAAUCUGUCCAUCGAGAGGCGCGGCAAUGUAUUCGUUCUUACCAUGCAGAAGCCACCGGAGAACCGGCUGAAUUCAUGGUACUGUCAGGAGAUGAUCAGGGCAUAUCGAACUAUAGAGAAAAUUCUGGGCUCCGACUCUGAGGGAGCAGUCAUCACAAGGGGCAGUGAUGCAAAGUUCUGGUGCACAGGACUCGAGCUAGAUGAGGCAGACUCCAAUCCAUUUGCCAACACAGAUGGAUUUUAUCCUCUCAUCCAUACAAUUCUCGACUUCCCAUUCCCAACAAUCGCCCUACUAACCGGCCACACUUUUGGCGGUGCAUGCCCACUCGCCUUGGCCCAUGACUACCGAGUAAUGAACUCGCGCCGUGGCUUCAUCUCCAUGCCACCAGUGAAUCUGGGGUUGCACUUCGAUGGAAUCGGAGCUUUGCCUCGCCUCAAGCUGCGGCCACAGGUUGCGCGCAAAAUGCUUCUGGAAGCACACAAGUGGACAGCACAGGAAGCAUUGGAGGAUGGGAUUGUGGAUGCUGUAGCGGAACCGGAGGAUAUGCUGAAUGUUGCUUUAGAAAUGGGACAGAAGUGGGCUCCCAAGGCGAAGAUGGGGGUUUACGCUUUGCUUCGACAAGAGCUUUGGGGGGAUGCUAUCAAGAAGUUUCAGCGAAUCAGUUAUGUCCACAGCCGCAUGACUUCGGCGCCGGCUAAGGCCAAGAUUUGA
Molecule: messenger RNA, 732 nt
Organism: Penicillium soppii
Lineage: Eukaryota; Fungi; Ascomycota; Eurotiomycetes; Eurotiales; Aspergillaceae
Product: enoyl-CoA hydratase/isomerase family protein
Exons: 4
Coding region: 1-732 (243 amino acids)
Biological process (GO): fatty acid beta-oxidation
Cellular component (GO): peroxisome
Molecular function (GO): enoyl-CoA hydratase activity; delta(3)-delta(2)-enoyl-CoA isomerase activity
Source: RefSeq, a predicted model, not a curated record